Molecule: messenger RNA, 2499 nt
Organism: Didymodactylos carnosus
Lineage: Eukaryota; Metazoa; Rotifera; Eurotatoria; Philodinida; Philodinidae
Source: the annotation of a GenBank genome assembly
AUGGCUACUGGAGAUGGCCGAAAAGCGAGACAAGAAUACAACAAACGUCGUAGUCGCCAAAGUAAUGGAAAUCUUAAGAUAACACAAGUUACACAAUCAACAACAACAAUAGCCAAGGAGAUAGAAAUGUGCGAUGCAAACAAGCCAUAUCAUUUAGUUUCCACAUCAGCUAAUUAUGACAGUAGUAGUAAUGACGGGUUUUAUUUACUGGAUCUGAAUACGGAUGAGCAACAGGAAGAGGACGAUAAUUGCUAUUUUGAUACAGUUUUUCAAAAACGAAUAAAUUUAGCGACUGAUUAUAUGAUUUUCGAUGAUGACCAUGACAACUUACCAUCGGAGAGAUAUGUUCGGGAUUUGAGACCUUUGCAUGAACAUACAAACUAUCAAUUAUCCAACCCUAAAAUUGAUACGGUUUAUUCGUCAGAUGUGAAACAAAUGUUAGAAUUAAUUGUAUCUAGAAAUUUGAAAGAAAUUCAACAUUAUAAGACAGUAAUCCAUGACAAAAAAUUCGUUGAGUACGAUGAUGAAAUUGUUUCUGGAAUUAAAUACCAGAACGCUUUAGAACAAUCUAUUCAGUCAGGUAAUGAUCGUCCAUUUAUUAGUUUAAUUCUUCAUCUUGAUGGAUUACCAUUAGUCAAAACAACAAUUGAGGAUCGUACACCGUUCACAUGGAAUCGUGAUUCAAAAGAAGCUGACGAAAAACAUCAGAAUAUUCUUGGUCAUCACGGCAUUUCAAUUGUUGCUCAACUUUUUAAUGAUGAUUUUCCAGAUUCGAUUAUUUGUGAUUAUCUUCACACAAUUUGUGCCAUACGGUUAUUACAUGGUGGUCCAUUGGUUCAGGUAUCACGUCAUUUUCGUGAAGAAAAAGCCAGAGAAUUAGUCGAUAUUUAUUUAAAACUUCAUUCAAAAUAUUUCAACUCCAGAGAAACAUUAACUUGUCAUCAACAUCAUCAUUUUCCAACACAAUUUAGUCUUCACGGUAGUGUUAGUUGUGCGGCAACUUUUGCGUUCGAAGACUUCUUGGGCAGUGUUGGAUCAUCGUAUCAUGGUUCAAAGAAUAUUGGUGAUCAACUUGUCCUGUACCACAACAUCGAUUAUUUUUUAUAUAAUGACUUACAACAGGAAGAUUCAUCUAUUGAUUGGACAAAAACGGUACCAAUUGAUAUUGUUCGCGAGAAAGAAAGAAAUGUUGAUGUGCUAAAGCACCAUCGUUUGUAUUGUGAUUGUGAAGAAUUAAGUUGUUUAUCUAUUUCAAGGCGUCACAUAAUAAAUGGUUUAAUGUAUCAUUCGUUAUUGUAUGCAAGAAGACAAACAUCGGUUAGUUAUUUUGUGGCUGUAGAGUCAAAUUCAGAAUUGUUUUGUUUUUUAAUGGCAACUCAACGAACGCCGCGUACAAGAAAAGAAAAUAAACCGUACACACCGGAAACAGCCGCAUUACCCGAUCAUUAUUUAAUUUAUUUUCCUCAAACAAAUGAAGCGAAAAUAGUACCAAAAACUUUAGUAAAAUUACUAAAUGGUAAACAAGCACAAGUGAAAUUACAAGGUCAUGUUCAUGAUGGCAUUAUUAAUUAUGCUGGUACAAUUGAAGCAUGUCAGAAACAUUAUAACAGUCAAGUGUCGUCCAGUUUACAAAUUGUUCAAAGUCCAGUUUUGGGUAGUAGAAUAUUGCGUGAUACACAAAAUGUUGAAGGUCAUGGACGAGUUGAAGAUGACGAUGAUGAAGAAAUAAAAAGUGCUCAACGUCUACAUAGCGACGUGGGUGGAGCUACUGCUGCCACUUCUCCUGAAACAUAUUCUCUAUUUGCAUUUCAACAAGAUGAUGAUGAGGAAGAAGUCGAAGAUAUACGACGUCCAAAAAAUCAUCAAAAACGACAUCGUAUUAGUUUAGCCGCAUUAGAAGAGGAAGAGGAUGAAUAUCUAGCUAAUGAAGAUACACGAAAAAGAACAGUCAUUCGAGGAAUACGUAAUAGUGGUCGACGUCUACCCGAUCUAUUAUCCACAAGUCCAUACAGCAACAGAGUUGCAAGUCCAGUUUCGCAAUCAGCACUGGAUAGAUUAUCUGGUUCGAUCUCGGCACAAUUUCAAACGUUUAGUAAACAAUUGGUUAUGUUAACAAAAAAUACAAAAGAAUUGGCAAGUGUAAAUAAACAAAAAAACGAAUUUGAAAUUGAUAAUGAUGUCAACUAUCCAAACGGAUUUAUUUAUCAAACAGAAGAUGGUGAUGUCAAUUUGUUAACUCUUAAUGGUGCCAAUGGACCAGCCGAUUUUGGUCGUCAAGUUUUAAAGGUGUUAUUUACCGAUAGAGAAUUAGCACAAGAUUUGAUGUCUCCACCUAGUAGAAGAAAUCAUACUGAUCGUCAGUUAUUGGAUGAUUAUAAAAUUGGAAUUUUAAAAGAAUUAGCUGUUCACCAAUAUAUUGAACAAAUAAUACAAUUACAUGACGAGAAUAAAUCAAAUACAAAUGAAUUUAAAUUAUUAAUUGUGAAUCAUAUUCAUUAA